Papaver somniferum (opium poppy) is the source of this 699-nucleotide messenger RNA. Its product is annotated as ABC transporter F family member 4-like. The record is from RefSeq and is a predicted model, not a curated record. The transcript is spliced from 6 exons. NCBI's taxonomy places the organism in Eukaryota, Viridiplantae, Streptophyta, Magnoliopsida, Ranunculales, Papaveraceae. The coding region runs from base 1 to 699 and encodes 232 amino acids.
AUGGAUGAAACACCAACAAAAACUCGUCUUCAGAAGUCGAAAGAGAAGGAAUCAGUAACUGCCAAUGAUGUACCAGAAGCCGGAAAUCCGGAAAAAAAAAAGAACAACAAAUCUAAGAAGAAAAAUGCUUCUGUCUUUGAUUUUCAUAACUUGCCUGAUGAUGUUGAAGAUGAAAAAGGAGAAAGUGAUAGUGACCAACCACUGAAGGAGAUGAAAAUGAAGGAAAUAAAAGAUACUCUGAAGAGCAAGGAAUUUUUAACAUCAUUUUUACCUGCUAAUGAUGAUAACCUAGAAGAUGGAAAAGGAGAAUCUGAUGGUGACCAACAACAAAAGGAGACUAGAACCAGCGUAAAGCACGACGUUGUUAAGAAGAAAAAGAAAGUCUCUGUUUCUGAUCGGCAAGCUGAGGAGAAAUUAAUUUCGAACACUAGUGCAUCUAAAGCUACUAAGAGAAAAAAGAAAGCAGAGAAAGCUGCACCGAAGGAAGUUUUAGAUGACGAUACAGAGAAUGAGGAUGAUACAGAUGAUUUUGAGAAAGCUGCACCAAAGGAAGCUGUCAAGCAAGCUGUUGAUAAGCAAAAGAAAAGAAAAAGAUGUGAACCCAAACAAUCAGAAGUCGUGAAAAAGAAGAAGAAGGACAUGCAAAUUGAAAGUUCCGAAAGUGAAGAAGAAGAUGAAGAAGAAGAAGAACCUGAUUAG